UUUUUUGGUUUAGAUUCAGGGUAAUUUAGUAAUUUUAUUGUUCUUGAUUUUCUUUGAGCUGUGAAAAACAUGACAAACUGAACCACUACUUUAAGAUAAUUGAAGACUUUGACUUUUGAACAUAGCUUGUGAUAAACGCUUGAUGCUUGCUUAGAUUAGAGCAAGAGAAAUUAUAGAAUAUAGUCAAAAGUAUUGUUUACAUUUGAAGUAAUGCACUUUUUUUCUUCUUCAUGUCAUUGGGAAAAAUGGAGCAAAGGGUUUUCCUCCAUCUUGUGACAUUGGAAGUGAUUUCUUUUGAAGCAAUUUGAUUGUCAAUAAAACAUAAUUUUUGGAUGCACCGAACCGCCAUGACUUGUUUCCCUUUCUCAUUCAGCAAGAAAUCGUCUUCUUCAUUGCCUUCUACAAGACCAAAUCUAGACAAUGAUGAAGAUGAUAUUUCAAGCAUUCAAAAUGUUAAGAUCUAUACCUACAAAGAACUAAGGAAUGCCACUGAUAACUUUAGUGAGGCCAAUAAAAUUGGAGAGGGUGGUUUUGGUUCCGUCUACAUGGGUCGACUUAAAGGUGGAAAACUUGCUGCUAUAAAAGUUCUUUCAGCUGAAUCAAAGCAAGGUGUGAAGGAGUUCUUGACAGAGAUCAAUGUGAUCUCCGAAAUCGAGCAUGAAAAUUUGGUCAAGUUAUAUGGUUGUUGUGUGGAAAAAAAUAGCAGGAUUUUAGUCUACAAUUACCUCGAGAAUAAUAGCCUUUCACGAACUCUUCUAGGUGGAAGUCAUGAUAGUAUCUACUUUGAUUGGCAAACACGAUGUAGAAUAGGUGUUGGGGUUGCACGCGGGCUUGCCUUUCUACACGAAGAAGUCAGGCCUCUUAUCAUUCAUAGGGAUAUAAAAGCAAGCAAUAUUCUUCUUGACAAAGACCUUACACCUAAGAUUUCCGAUUUCGGUCUUGCAAAGCUUAUGCCAGCAAAUGCGACUCAUGUCAGCACACGUGUAGCAGGAACACUAGGUUAUUUGGCGCCAGAGUAUGCGAUAGGAGGAAGACUUACACGAAAAGCAGACAUUUACAGUUUCGGUGUCCUCCUUAUCGAGAUAGUCAGUGGGAGAUGCAACACAAAUUCGCGACUUCCUAUAGAAGAACAGUUCAUUCUAGAGAGGACAUGGGAACUUUACGAGCGAAAGGAAUUAGUUGCGUUGGUAGAUACAGCACUAAACGGGGAAUUUGACGCCGAGCAGGCAGUUAAAUUUCUGAAGAUUGGCCUGCUUUGCACUCAGGAAUCUCCUAAGUGCCGGCCAUCCAUGUCUACUGUGGUCAAGAUGCUUACUGGAGAGAUGGAAGUUGAUGACAGUAAGAUGACAAAACCUGCCUUAAUUUCUGAUUUUAUGGACCUCAAAGUUAGACAUAAACAAGAAAGUAUAAUCGAUACGAGGACUUCAUCUUCAUAUAAUACAUCGUCUGCCUCAGAGCAUCACGACACUACCGUUAUAUCAGCCGCAACUUCAACCUUCACUACACAACAUGAUCACAGCAUGUAAACAUCGAUCGGCAGUGAUUUAUCCUUUGGUUUGAAAAAUUAUUUCAUUUUCUUAGGCUUGUAUCUCAUGUAAAUUUUGCAGGCUUUCAACACUUAUUUGAGUUAUUUUUUGUUUAUUUUCGGUGUAAGGCCUCGUGUUUAGGAAGUUGCUAAGAAAACAACUUUGCACACCCCCCAUGGUGCUAAAAAACCUCCGGAAGGGCAUUUCUGGAUGGGAUAAAAAUUGUAUUUUUUUGUACGGAAGUAUACAUCCAUACGUACAAAAACUGUGUUUUUUCCGGAGGUGUACAUACGUAGUGGUUUUGGGGGUGCGAAAAGUUCCUCCCAUUCGCGAAAUGUUCUGUUGUGUAAAUAUGGACAAGGUUUGUAUUCAUAGAUAAUUUUGAAGAUAUAUUUUUUGCU
Trifolium pratense (red clover) is the source of this 1927-nucleotide messenger RNA. RefSeq names its product cold-responsive protein kinase 1-like. Gene Ontology annotation, molecular function: protein kinase activity; ATP binding. NCBI's taxonomy places the organism in Eukaryota, Viridiplantae, Streptophyta, Magnoliopsida, Fabales, Fabaceae. The record is from RefSeq and is a predicted model, not a curated record. Gene Ontology annotation, biological process: protein phosphorylation. Bases 333 to 1526 code for a protein of 397 amino acids. The transcript has 7 exons.